This is a messenger RNA of Peromyscus maniculatus bairdii (prairie deer mouse), 641 nucleotides long. RefSeq names its product phospholamban (gene Pln). Gene Ontology annotation, biological process: negative regulation of ATPase-coupled calcium transmembrane transporter activity; negative regulation of calcium ion import into sarcoplasmic reticulum; negative regulation of heart rate. Gene Ontology annotation, molecular function: ATPase inhibitor activity. The record is from RefSeq and is a predicted model, not a curated record. Lineage: Eukaryota; Metazoa; Chordata; Mammalia; Rodentia; Cricetidae. Gene Ontology annotation, cellular component: membrane; sarcoplasmic reticulum.
ACACUUUUUCUCCUCCACCUACUUCAACUGUUCCCAUAAACCUGGGAACAGAAAACUGCCCAGCUAAGACCACAUAAGACUUCACACAACUUAAUACUCUGCAUUGGGAUGAUCACAGAAGCCAAGGCCUCUUAAAGGAAGACAGCUCACACUUGCCUGCCUGCUAUCAUCUUUUUAUCUCCCUCUUGACCACUCAAAACGUGAGUCUUCCUGCUAGUGCCUUCCUGACGCCAUGGAAAAAGUCCAGUACCUCACCCGCUCUGCUAUCAGGAGAGCCUCCACUAUUGAAAUGCCUCAGCAAGCACGGCAAAAUCUCCAGAAUCUAUUUAUCAACUUCUGUCUCAUCUUGAUCUGUCUCCUGCUGAUCUGCAUCAUUGUGAUGCUUCUGUGAAGUGCUGCUGCCACCUCCACAUCUGUAACAUGCCAGCUCAGCUUCAAACCCCGCGCUCCAUCAAGAGGAGAAACAAUACAGCCUCCUCCCUGCCCAGAAUGUCUUUGUGAAGGUCAAGAUUAAGAGUGAAACAAAUUGUUAGCCAAUGUAUUCAUCUACUGGAUCUUGUAAACAAACUUUACAAUGACUAGGUGUGCAUAAUGUAGCUGCCAAUUUCCUCAAAAUGGCUCAUAAAUUUCUUUCCUAAUUA